Messenger RNA from Coregonus clupeaformis (lake whitefish), 738 nucleotides. Its product is annotated as metaxin-1-like. The record is from RefSeq and is a predicted model, not a curated record. The transcript has 7 exons. Gene Ontology annotation, cellular component: SAM complex. NCBI's taxonomy places the organism in Eukaryota, Metazoa, Chordata, Actinopteri, Salmoniformes, Salmonidae. The coding region runs from base 1 to 738 and encodes 245 amino acids. Gene Ontology annotation, biological process: mitochondrion organization.
AUGUAUCAGACACUGAGACAGGACCGAGUACUACAACACUGGGCCUAUGCCAAGUUUGCUGGCGCUCCACUCAAAGUCCACAAGAUCACCAAUCCCUGGGGAAGCCCCACAGGUACCUUGACGGCACUGAAGACCACGGAGGAAAGUACUGGUAGUCUUUCCAAAUCCAGUAAUAUCAUCAUUCACCUUAGAAAACAGAAAUAUAACGCUGACUAUGACCUCUCAGCCAAGGAAGGGGCAGACACUCUGGCCUUUGUGUCACUACUGGAGGAGAAACUGCUGCCUGCAUUGCUCUACUAUGACGCGCUGGAGUGCAUGACCCUGCUCUCUCAACGCCUGGGCUCACACAAGUUCUUCUUUGGGGAUUCCCCAUCCUCUUUGGAUGCCUAUGUGUUCGGUCACCUAGCCCCCCUCCUGAUGGUGAAGCUGCCUAAUGGGAAACUCCACCAACACCUCAACUACCUGGACAACCUGCGGCACUACUGCACCAACAUCCUGGUCCUCUAUUUCCCCUCAGAGGGCGGAGAGCCACUCAGUCACAAGGUGUCAGUCUAUUCGGACAGUAGUGACUUUGACAACGAGCCCAAUAAACGACGCAACCAAAUCCUGUCGGUCCUGUUCGCCAUGGGCUCGAUGUUGGGCUAUGCCAUUUUGAUGGGGAUCGUCAGCAUCCAGCAUGUACGACCGCAGGCAGCGCUAGUGGGACCCCGCCACAUCGAGGAGGAGGAAGAGGAAUGA